AUGGAAGAUCCUUGUAUAAUUUGUUUAUAAUAUACUUUAAACUUUGUAAUAGGAAAAAGCUGUGAAUGCAGAUACUGUUAUAAUUGUGUAUUUAAUUGGUUUGAAUAAAAUCCAGAAAAACUCUUAAAAGAGAACUUUAAUUGCUUAAAUUAUUAGUGUAAUAAACCUAGUUCAAUCCAAAAUUUUCUAAAAGAAAUCAUAGAACAAAGCUUAUUGGAUAGGUACCAUGAAAUUGCAUUUAAAAAUUAUUUGUAAAGUUGUCAAGAUAUCCGAUCUUGUCCAAAUAAAGUUUGCAAAUCUUAUGGCUUUUUACCAUCUAGCAGGUGCAAAGAAUUUUUAGAAUGCGAAACUUGUAAUUAUAAAUGGUAUGACAAACAAUGCUUAUCAAUCAAUAAGAUUUUUAUUUUGUUUUUGAAGGACAUAAAGAAUGACUUUUUAUGUUUUUUCUAAGAGUUUUAUUAUGCUCACCGUUGCCCUAAUUGCGAUGUUUAAAUUAUGAAAAAUGGUGGAUGCAAUCAUAUGACUUGUAAAUCUUGUAAUCAUGAAUAUUGCUACGUUUGCAGAGAUAAAUAUAAUGGUCAUGAUUCUAAGCUGUGUAUUUUGAAAGAGAACUCUUUUAUUAUAAUGAUUGCUUACUUAAUUAUUUAAUUGCUAUUCACUUUUGGAGUUCAUACAUUUAUAAUUUAUCUUUUUACACUCUUAGUUUGGCUUGUAUGGACAGUUUUGAUUUAUAUCUAUAAUUUAAAUGGAAAAUUGAUUGUGGUUUCUACUAUAAGUACAUUAUUAGACAUGAAAUAUCAUUAUAAAUAAAAGAAAAGAGAGAAUGAAGAUGUUAAAUUAUAUCGUUAAACAAAAAAGAGAGAGUUAUGGAAACAAGUUUUAGAAAUAAUUGCUCUUUUAGUUUUAGAUUCAAUAAUAGUACUCACGUCAAUAUACGAAGAUGAUAUAACUUAAGUAGUUCCACUAGCAGUUUACAUAGUAUAACCAGUUGAGUUCCUGGUAAUGCUAUUACUAUGCUUUGGGUUUAAGUGA
Paramecium tetraurelia is the source of this 1032-nucleotide messenger RNA. RefSeq lists its product as uncharacterized. The transcript has a single exon. Gene Ontology annotation, cellular component: ubiquitin ligase complex; cytoplasm. The record is from RefSeq and is a predicted model, not a curated record. Gene Ontology annotation, molecular function: ubiquitin protein ligase activity; zinc ion binding; ubiquitin conjugating enzyme binding. Gene Ontology annotation, biological process: ubiquitin-dependent protein catabolic process; positive regulation of proteasomal ubiquitin-dependent protein catabolic process; protein polyubiquitination. Lineage: Eukaryota; Ciliophora; Oligohymenophorea; Peniculida; Parameciidae.